GACAUUAUAUAUAUAUUACACGGAGCAUGCUUAGACAUUGAGCACCAUUGCCAUUGCUAUUGUCGAGGGCGCUUUUAGUACUGUGUCAACCAGAUAGUGAAGGCGCCAAUGAAUGAAGCUCACUCGCUCUAGAGAUCAGAUCUGGACAGCCCUUCACAAAAUACAGCGCUGGCUGCUCCAAAACUUCAUCCUUUCGAGGCGGUCAGAGCAUGAUGCGAAGCCAGUCAAAAUCCCUCUGGCAUUUGUUAUUCACACUUUGAACAGAUGGCGGGCAGAGCACUCACAUUCCCUCAUCGUGGCUUCAAAGGCUGACAAAGACUGAAGUGCACUCGCUGUACAAGAAUCAAAACUUACGCAGGCUGCAGCACCGAAGCAGACCCUGGCAGGUCGACUGCCGUGCUGCAGGGUACUUGUGCAAAACAAAACGUACAAUGUGCUAUCGCUACAUAGAUAUCUAUGUACAAUUUCCUCGCUGCGAGAUGUACCAAUGUGGGCUCCUGCAGUUGGGCUGAAUCACUGUCCACGCUCAGAUGAGAUCUGUGCCGCCAUGACGCUAUACAAAUCUGCUGGCAAGCUGCCUACAUGGAAUUACUU
Coccomyxa subellipsoidea C-169 is the source of this 594-nucleotide messenger RNA. RefSeq lists its product as hypothetical. The transcript has a single exon. NCBI's taxonomy places the organism in Eukaryota, Viridiplantae, Chlorophyta, Trebouxiophyceae, Coccomyxaceae. The coding region runs from base 113 to 322 and encodes 69 amino acids. The record is from RefSeq and is a predicted model, not a curated record.